Fonsecaea nubica is the source of this 2286-nucleotide messenger RNA. RefSeq lists its product as hypothetical. The transcript is spliced from 3 exons. Gene Ontology annotation, biological process: regulation of transcription by RNA polymerase II; DNA-templated transcription. NCBI's taxonomy places the organism in Eukaryota, Fungi, Ascomycota, Eurotiomycetes, Chaetothyriales, Herpotrichiellaceae. The record is from RefSeq and is a predicted model, not a curated record. The coding region runs from base 1 to 2286 and encodes 761 amino acids. Gene Ontology annotation, cellular component: chromatin. Gene Ontology annotation, molecular function: RNA polymerase II cis-regulatory region sequence-specific DNA binding; zinc ion binding; DNA-binding transcription factor activity, RNA polymerase II-specific.
AUGGAACGUGGGAUUACAGAGGGCAAAAUUGAGUCACCAACUCCAUCCACCCAACUCCCAGAGCAGCAAGCAUGUCAGGAUGCCUCGUUCCCCGGUACACAGGACUAUCGGGACGAGGCAGAAACCCGUCUAGGGAUUGUCAAUGGAACUUCGGAUCUGGUCAGUAAUACUGCUCAGAGACCAAGCAAUGAUCGAGUUUUCAACGGCAGCACAUCGUUUUUCCACCCAACCCCAGAGGGCAAUCCGAUGGAUAUGAUCUCCCCGGACCUCGUGUCUUUUCCGAAUACCAGCCCAGAUGGCGGAGCCGAGUUCAACCAUUCCAUGAUGGGAUUCGAGGGCUUUCUGCCAGGUGACUUUAACUUCAUGUCUUACGAUCCUGCCCCGAGGAUUGGCGGUGGUGUGGACUGGCUCAAUCUCGACCUUGACUCGCCCGGUACUGGCGAACUUCAAGCUCACUAUCAGAGUGGAGCUUUUGGGCAACCGAUGUAUUUUCAACCAUCGAUCCCGCUUGACCUGCAAGAGCCGCUGCAAAACAGAAGCCACCAAGCCAUAUCUGCACAACUAAUGCCAAUUCGACACCAAGAAUCCAAAAACCUUUCGACCAAGUCGUCCGAGUCGCGAGCCACCUCUCAGCAAUGGCCCUUUGACCACACACGGAACCCUGAAUCUCAGCGAUACAGACUCCCUCCUUUACGAGACAUUUUACAAGGCACUGUUGCCUCAAGUGAAACUAACAAUGGGACCACUAUCAGAAGUCUGAUUCAGCUGCUCUCGUCGCCAUACUUACCAGAGCAAGAUCUCUCUCACGACCCGAGUAUGAAAUCUGCAAUGGAGCUGCUGAAAAAUUCCUUAGAUUUGUACUUUGCAGAAUUCCACAACAUUUUGCCUCUUGUACACGUUGCCACCUUUCAGAUGACCAAAGUCCCUACCGUCACACUGGCCGCCAUGGCUUGUAUUGGAGCCAUGUACUCGGACGAUCAACAGGGGACAGAACAGUCAUGGUCUCUGAGUGAAAUGUGCGGCCAAAUGAUUGCAUGGCUGGGCGUGGGAGAUAGCACUCGCUUUUACAAUGCGCCAUAUCUCAUUGCUUGCUGCCUUCACCAGAUCUAUUCUCUUGGCUCUGGGAAUAUGAGGCUUUACGCAAACGCAGAUUGCUCGAGGGGCAUACUGAUGGGUUGCCUCCGCGGGAUGGGUCUGUUAAAGUCCCGUAUCAGCACCGAGGUUGAGUGGGAAGAUUUCAAAAGCCCCCUGCCCAACGAGAAUGCAGCAACCGAGUGGCUGAGAUGGAAAGACCAGGAGCAAGAAAAGCGCAUUGCUUGGUCUUCUUUCGAGUACGACUGCACUUUGUGCACCUUAACCGCGCGACGAGGUGCUGCUGACUUACAGGAACUGCCGUCUUUUCUGCCCUGCACUGAGCCUUUGUGGGAUGCGAGAUCCCCUCAAGCCUGGGCAGCUCUUUACUCACGCCUUACGCCGACCGCCCGAGGAGCCUCGACCGCGAAAAUACUUCGAAAUCUUCUGGCUGGAAAAGGUAUCCCUGAGGAUCUACCAGCGUGGGGAAAGAGGCUGUGCGCACAGAGCAUUGGCCGACUUCUUUGGGACAUCAAGCAAUUGGAUAUCAUGGCGACCACCGAGUACCUGAAACUCCCUUCUCUAGCUGCGGCUCAGAGACAGACCAAAAGCACUCUACUGCAAGGACUCAAUGCACUUUGUGAAUCCAUGUAUUCUCUGACUUCUACCGCCGAUCUCAUCCACUACAACGCGGACGAGGCUAUGGACCUUAUUGUUCAUAUCUUCCGCUCUUCCGCCUCGCAGUCGAAACAACUCGAUCAGAGCCUUGUGUCGGCUAAGCGACGCCUACGCUCGAUACUUGUGAAGAAUCCCACAAAAGCUCGUAAUCUAGCGUGGCAUGCAGCUCAGAUCAUCGCCGUGGCAAACGAAUACCUAGUCUCUGCGCCUUGUGAGAUUAUGCGGACGUUCAUGGGCUACAUCUUCAUCCUUGCCUUUGCCAAAUUCGGACCUCAGCCCUGCUCGGACCCUGGUUACGCCUCAUGCCCUGUUCGACUCGAUUUGCCAAAUCGGAUUGAUGGCCAACGGACCGCAAUUGCGACCUGGAUCGAAAACGGAGGGCCCGCAAGCAUUGGUGCUGUCGAGAACAUCUACAUGAGUGGCAGUCUCGAAGCGAUCAGCCACGAAGCUCAAGCCAUGCUACGGAAAAUGCGCUUCUGGAAGCUCUCCAACAAGUUCAGCCGGAUCCUUGAGAGUUUUGACUUUGAUUGCGAUUAG